AUGCCCAGCCACGAAGACACAACCACAUCUUCUAAAUCCUUCCUUCGCUACCUUCUCAUCUUCUCCGUUCCAUUGGUUAUUCUUUUCAUCUGGAACAACUUCUUCAGCCCUGUCAAGUCAGAAACCACACCAGAAGCCAACAUGUCAGGAAGAAUCGCUCCUCUUGUUUUCCCAGCGGCAUCCCGCCACACUGCCACGGUCAUAUUCGUUCAUGGCCUUGGUGAUACCGGUAAUGGCUGGGCGAGUGCUGUCGAGAACUGGCGCCGACGGGAGAAGCUGAGCGAGGUCAAGUUUAUUCUGCCUAAUGCUCCCGAAAUCCCCAUCAGUGUGAACAUGGGAAUGAGAAUGCCUGGAUGGUUUGACCUUAAACAAAUCGGUGGAGAUAUUGACUCUCUCAUCCGUAACGAGGAUGCAGAGGGCAUCAAGCGCAGUCAAAAGUACUUCCACGACAUGAUCCAGGAAGAGGUCAACGCUGGCAUUGCUCCCGAGCGUAUUGUCCUCGGAGGUUUCUCCCAGGGCGGCGCCAUGUCCCUUCUUGCUGGUCUCACCUGUACCAACAAACUGGGCGGUAUCGUCGGCCUCUCAUCGUGGCUGGUCCUCUCAAAGACCUUUGCCGACAUGGUCAAGCCCACCGAUGCCAACCGUCAAACCCCCGUCAUGAUGUUCCAUGGUGAAGCUGACCCUAUUGUUCCUUUCCAGCGUGGAAAGCUGAGUGCCGAUUUGCUUAAGGGGCUUGGAUACGAUGUGAAGUGGAAGACCUACCCUGGCAUGCAACACUCUGCUUGUAUCGAGGAGCUUGACGAGGUUGAGGCUUUCCUGCAGAAGCAAUUGCCCCCCAAGAACUAA
Messenger RNA from Fusarium sp. VM40, 846 nucleotides. The record is from the annotation of a GenBank genome assembly. NCBI's taxonomy places the organism in Eukaryota, Fungi, Ascomycota, Sordariomycetes, Hypocreales, Nectriaceae.